This is a messenger RNA of Ornithodoros turicata, 1459 nucleotides long. RefSeq names its product alpha-crystallin A chain-like. The transcript has a single exon. The record is from RefSeq and is a predicted model, not a curated record. Gene Ontology annotation, biological process: protein refolding; response to heat. Gene Ontology annotation, cellular component: cytoplasm; nucleus. Lineage: Eukaryota; Metazoa; Arthropoda; Arachnida; Ixodida; Argasidae. The coding region runs from base 832 to 1341 and encodes 169 amino acids.
ACACACAACAGCUGGUAACCACAUUGAGGGAUAACUGUUUCUCGUAGCGGUCGCUGUUCUUGGGCCUUUGGGGUUUUGUUUACCUUUUGGACCCAUGGGCCAUGCAUACAGCACCAAUGCAGCUGGUAAACGGACGGUGGCACAGGUUUUCUUUUGAAGUUUUCGAGUCUGGUGUAAUACAUGAAGACCUGGCUAUGAGUUAACGUGCUGUUUACCACUUUUUACGUGAAGAAAUUAUGUGCGAAAUGCCAGGAUAAACAUUUCUAAGGUUUUCCCGUGUAAGGCUAUACUAAGAACCAUGUGAUGUCUGUCAGGUUAUUUCUCGGUAAGCAAUCUCCUUCUUUUUUUGCUUCUUUAUCGUGGCCUUGCGAAAAAUCAUUUAUGAAAAACAUUCGAACCAUGACAUCGCCAAACCAUUCGGCGGUACUUACGACGUAAAUGGAAUUUUGGAUUAUAUAUUUUCCCAGAGUGUGCAUCGUAGGUGUUUCACUUCCGCACGCAAAACCACGAAGCAAUACGAAUAAAACUUCGAAAAUGCUCUCACGACAAACACUUGUCCGCUACGCGGCUACGCCACCUUCGCGUCGUCUGCAAUUGCUCGUGCAUUCGAGAAGCAUCCGGGUACCUCGCGGCGCUCCGUCGCCCACGUGAUCGGUCUCCCUCCAAUGAGUGCGUGGGUUUCGCUUUUUCCUACAGAAUGUUCUCCGCGCUUCUCGGUUCGAUGAUAACAGGUAUAAAACUUGCGCGCAUCCUUUGAGCGGCGGAUUUGACAAAGUGCAUACAGUUCUGUGUUCUGCAAACGAGCGCAAAAACUCUCUUACUCGCAAAGCCAUGUCCGUUUACCCGCUCAUCACAAGCUCCUUCUGCGGUCCUCUGGAUAUUGCAGAGAGGCUACUCGAUGACACUUUCGUGCCUGGGAUACGGGACGGAGAUCUGUUCUCUCCUCCGGUCUACCAUCGUCGGUACUUUAUGACUCCACGGAGAGCCGACGACGCAAGCUUCGGCAGGUCGGACGAAGUCACCUGUACAUCGGACAAGUUCGCCCUCAACCUCGAUGUGAGGAAUUUCGCACCGGAAGACAUCUCGGUGAAGACGACGGAAAACGUAAUCGAAAUCCAUGCCAAGCACGAAGAGAAGUCUGACGACCACGGCUACGUUCUUCGAGAGUUCACGCGGCGAUAUACCCUUCCGGAAGAUGUGGACCCCGAGGCGGUGACGUGCAACAUGUCUGCCAGGGGAGUUCUCACACUUCAAGCGCCGAGGAAGAAAGCCGUCAAAGAAGAGAAGAAUGUUCCCAUUGCUGUGGAACACGUGAAGAAAGACUCCGUCACAGAAAAGUAAUUAUGAACUGAACUAGUCUGUGAAUAGGUCCUGAGUGUGUGAUACUAAUUUUGUGAGUGUAAAAAAAGUGAUGUAUAUAACCGGCGUAAAUAAAGAGUUCGUGUCCUCUUGAAAUGCA